CUGGGGGCCUUUUCCUGUGUUGGGGACUUGCCCGCCAAUGAGGGCCAGGCCCAUCACGUGGGUCUGACAGCUGGGGAGGGGGUGGCCCUGAGUAAUGUGGUCCAGAGAUAGUCAGCACCAGGAGCUGCAGGGUUGAGACCCCCCCAGGCCUGCUGUCCACACCCAGGGCCGCUGGGACUGGCUCCACCAUGUUCUCUAGGAAGAAACGAGAACUUAUGAAAACCCCUUCUAUUUCCAAAAAGAACCGCGCGGGGAGCCCCAACCCACAGUCUUCCUCAGGGGAAUUGCCCAGGAAGGAAUGUGCAGAGGUCCCGGGCCUGGAGCCACCAGCCACAUCCCUGUCCACGGGUGCCAAGGCUACAGGCACACUCAAAAGACCCACCAGCCUGAGCCGCCAUGCCAGUGCCGCUGGCUUCCCACUCUCAGGGGCUGCCACCUGGACCCUGGGCCGGGGAUACCGAAGCCCCUUGUCUGCUGCCAACCCUACAGAGCUUACCAGUGAGGGACCUUUUCCUGAUGGUGUAGAAGAUAUCUCAACCUUGUUGGCUGAUGUUGCCCGCUUUGCUGAGGGCUUGGAAAAACUCAAGGAGUUUGUGCUGCGAGAUGACCUCCUUGAGGCCCGCCGGCCACUAGCCCAUGAGUGCCUGGGUGAAGCCCUGCGUGUGAUGCGCCAGGUCAUCUCCAGAUACCCGCUCCUCAACACCGUGGAGACUCUCACAGCUGCUGGCACGCUCAUUGCCAAGGUCAAAGCCUUCCAUUAUGAGUGCAACAAUGAAUCAGAUAAGAGGGAGUUUGAGAAGGCUCUGGAAACCAUUGCUGUGUCCUUCAGCUGCACUGUCUCUGAGUUCCUUUUGGGUGAAGUGGAUAGCAGUACCCUUCUGGCUGUGCCGCCAGGGGACCCCAGCCAGUCCAUGGAAAACCUUUAUGGAUCCAGCAGCGAGGGGCCCCCACCCAGUGUGGAGGAAUGUGAGGAGGGCUGCCUGCCCCCAGAGGAGGUGGACAUGCUUCUCCAGCGCUGCGAGGGGGGUGUGGACGCCGCCCUGCAAUAUGCAAAAGACAUGGCCAAGUACAUGAAGGACCUCAUCAGCUACCUGGACAAACGGACCACUCUGGAGAUGGAAUUCGCCAAAGGUCUCCAGAAGGUUGUUCACAGCUGCAGACAGAGCAUCACACACGAGCCCCACAUGCCCCUCUUGUCCAUCUACUCACUGGCCCUGGAACAAGAUCUGGAUUUUGGUCACGGCAUGGUGCAGGCAGUGGGCACGCUACAGACUCAGACGUUCAUGCAGCCCCUGACCCUGCGGCGCUUGGAGCAUGAGAGACGAAGGAAGGAGAUCAAAGAGUCUUGGCACCGAGCACAGAGGAAGCUGCAAGAGGCAGAGGCCAACCUGCGCAAGGCCAAGCAGGGCUAUAAGCAACGCUGUGAAGAUCACGACAAGGCCCGGCUCCAGGUGGCCAAAGCCGAGGAGGAGCAACAGGGUACAGGGCCGGGAACGGGGACUGCAGCCUCCAAGGCCCUGGACAAGAGGCGGCGACUGGAGGAGGAGGCCAAAAACAAGGCCGAGGAGGCAAUGGCCACUUACCGCACGUGCGUGGCGGACGCAAAGACACAGAAGCAGGAGCUAGAGGACACAAAGGUGACAGCGCUGCGGCAGAUCCAAGAGGUCAUCAGGCAGAGUGAUCAGACCAUAAAGUCGGCCACCAUCUCCUAUUACCAGCUGAUGCACAUGCAGACAGCUCCUCUGCCAGUGCAUUUCCAGAUGCUGUGCGAGAGCAGCAAGUUGUAUGAUCCGGGCCAGCAGUAUGCAUCACAUGUGCGCCAGCUGCAGCGAGGCGAGGAGCCAGAUGUGCGCUACGACUUCGAGCCUCAUGUCUCCACCAAUGCCUGGUCCCCAAUCAUGCGUACACGGAAGGGCAGCUUCAGCCCUGGGGAUGCUGCAGGACCUGAAGCUGCUGGCAGUCCCCCCGAGGAAGGUGGCACUUCCGAGGGGGCUCCCAGCAAGGACCACAGGGGUGGGCGUGGUCACCAGGUACACAAGUCCUGGCCCAUCUCCAUCUCAGACACUGAAGUCGGCCUGGACGCCAGCUCAGGGGACUUUAAGAAGUUUGAUCGAACCUCGUCCAGUGGGACCAUGUCAUCCAAUGAAGAGCUGGUGGAUCCGGAAGCUGGCCUGGUGACCUCACCCUUUGAUUCAGCUGACCUCAAUGGCAUGGACCCUGAGUUACCUGUGGCCAUGCCCAGCGGACCCUUCCGUCACGUGGGGCUGUCCAAGGCAGCUCGCACACACCGACUUCGGAAACUACGCACGCCAGCCAAGUGCAGAGAGUGCAAUAGCUACGUGUAUUUCCAGGGAGCUGAGUGCGAGGAGUGCUGUUUGGCUUGUCACAAAAAGUGUCUGGAGACUCUGGCCAUCCAAUGUGGCCACAAGAAGCUUCAGGGCCGCCUGCAGCUGUUUGGACAGGACUUCAGCCAUGCAGCCCGCAGCACCCCUGAUGGUGUGCCGUUCAUUGUCAAAAAAUGUGUCUGCGAGAUUGAGCGGCGGGCACUGCAUACCAAGGGGAUCUACCGGGUCAACGGCGUGAAAACACGUGUGGAGAAGCUAUGCCAGGCCUUUGAGAAUGGCAAAGAGCUGGUGGAGUUGUCUCAGGCCUCACCCCACGACAUCAGCAAUGUCCUAAAGCUAUACCUGCGGCAGCUGCCAGAGCCCCUCAUCUCUUUUCGCUUCUACCAUGAGUUGGUGGGGCUAGCCAAGGACAGCCUAAAGGCAGAGGCUGAGGCCAAGGCAGUGAGCAGGACCCGGCAGGAGGGGUCCGAGAGUGAGGAUGCCACCUUGGCCAUGGUUGGCCGCCUGCGUGAGCUCAUGCGGGACCUGCCCACCGAAAACCGAGCCACACUGUUGUACCUGCUGAGGCAUCUGCGAAGGAUCGUGGAAGUGGAGCAGGACAAUAAGAUGACCCCUGGGAACCUGGGCAUCGUUUUUGGGCCCACGCUGCUGAGGCCACGGCCUACAGAAGCCACCGUGUCCCUCUCCUCCCUGGUAGACUACCCGCACCAGGCUCGUGUCAUUGAGACUCUGAUCGUCCACUAUGGCCUGAUCUUUGAGGAGGAGCCAGAGGAGGCACCUGGAGGCCAGGAAGGAACGUCUACCCAGUGUGCUCUGUUGGAGACAGCUGAGGGCCUUGUCUUCCCCCUGCAGGAGACAGAGGAUGGAGGCCGAGAUUCCCGAGUGGCAUCCAAUGACUCAGAUUCGGAACUGGAAGAAGCUUCUGAUCCCGAUCCCCUGUCAUCCUCGGAUGCCAGCGCCCUGCACCGCCUCAGUUUCCUGGAGCAGCCUGAAGCAGAGACAGGUCUUGAAGAAGGUCCCCAGAGCCGCAGUGGCAGCGAGGAGCAACUGGAGGGUGAGGAUGGAUAUCCAGGCCAGCGGCUGUGUUCCUUCAAUAGUAACCAGUCCAACAACACGCCACGGGUCCCUCUGCCUGCCAUGCGGCUCCGAGGGGGCCACAUCACAGGUGACACCAGUGGGGACCGGCAGCCACAGUUCGUCUGAGCUGGCUAGUGAUGCUGGGGACUGUCAACCCACUGUCGGCCAUCUUAGGAUCACUAAGGGCCCUUGACUUGUGGGUUUGGUUCCCCUCAACCCUGAGAAGAGACUCAGGGGCUCUGAUACUGUGGGGUGUGGCUCUACUCAGCUGGACAUUGGUCCCAGAUGGAGUUGCCUGGCCUUUUUGUGCCUGUGCCAAUGUAGCAGCUGGAUUCCCAUGGUACCCUCAUCUGGAUCUUGUGGUUUCCAUCAGCCUGGGGUGCAAGCCACACCCCAUUCUGGAUGUGUAUGGAUGGGUUAGAGGCCAUUCAGGACCUGUGUAGUGGGUACAGGCCUGGCUUCUGUGUGUGAAGCUGAGCGAGCCUCUGGUGUGUGGAUAGACAGGGGUGGGGGGUACACAGUGGACCUGUCCUAAGGUACGGUGGAUGAGUAUUUCACAUGCACCCCCAUUUUGCUUAAAAUAAACUUAAUCAACUGAGCCACUGGCUCAGUUGUCAUUCUCA
Messenger RNA from Phodopus roborovskii (desert hamster), 4045 nucleotides. It is a transcript of the gene Arhgap45, whose product is annotated as Rho GTPase activating protein 45. Gene Ontology annotation, cellular component: membrane. Gene Ontology annotation, biological process: activation of GTPase activity; signal transduction. Bases 189 to 3548 code for a protein of 1119 amino acids. The transcript is spliced from 23 exons. The record is from RefSeq and is a predicted model, not a curated record. Gene Ontology annotation, molecular function: GTPase activator activity. NCBI's taxonomy places the organism in Eukaryota, Metazoa, Chordata, Mammalia, Rodentia, Cricetidae.